Paramecium octaurelia is the source of this 1305-nucleotide messenger RNA. Lineage: Eukaryota; Ciliophora; Oligohymenophorea; Peniculida; Parameciidae. The record is from the annotation of a GenBank genome assembly.
AUGAAGAAUAAGUAGCAGUAGAGGCAAGAGUAUUUGGUUUAGGUGUAAGUAAUAGAAGUAAGAGAUCUUAAGGGCGGAGAUAAGACUGGGGCUUGUGAUCCUUUUGUGAAGAUAUCUGUAGGUAAUUUGCCUCCAUAAGUAACUACAACUAGAAAGGCUGCAAAUACUGCUGUGUUUAACUAAUCAUUUACAUUCACUGGGUUGUUAAUGAACUCGAUAGAAUUCGAGAGUUUUGAGAUUAAAAUAGAAGUGUACGAUUUAAAACAAUUUGGAUAAAAUCAACUUGUUGGCAUUUACUCAGUUGGAAUUUCAACACUCUACAGGAAUCCUGCUCACGAGAUCUUUAAUACUUGGUUACCUUUGGUUCAUCCUAAACAAGGAUUAGAACCGUAAGGGUUUUUAUUGGCAUCCGCGUAUGUUAUAUCUCCAACUGAUCGUCCGCCUGUCCAUGAUAUGAACGAGAAUAAUGUGGAGGAAGAACCUGAUGAAUUUGGAGGUGUUCCAGAUGACCAAUUGAAUCCAGAAUAAUUAUAAGCGAGAAUAGAGAGAAAGAAUAGAAUCGCUGUUGUUUCUAAGCCUGAAAUUCGGGGGAAAUCCUAUCAAUUGAUGGUUAACAUUGCGAAAGCAGAAGAUUUAGCGUUGAUGGGUUAUCCCACCCUUGAUAGUUUUAUAUCUGUAAGAGCAGGAGGAACAGCUUAAAUAACAUCGGUAAUGAAGAACCAAUAGAAACCCUAAUAUUUGUCUAGAUUGAUGUUCCCUUUGCAUUUCCCAUUUUUCAAUGAUAAAAUAGUGGUAAGAGUUUGGGAUAGAAGAACUAUGGCAACAGAUACUUUUAUUGCGAUGAUCCCAGAAGUCCCAACCGAAAACGAUUAUUUUAAUAUCAAUUUUUUGUAGAGUAAAGGAGGAACUAUGCCAUUCAGAUGGUUCAAUCUCUAUGGAAUACCAUAAGAUGAAAGACCAGGUGGGUUUCAAUAGGCAUUUCUUGGUUACAAAAAGAGUAUCAUUGGAACAGACUUCAUGGGCAGAGUCUUGAUGUCAAUAAACCUUACACAAAGUGAAAAACCUGAAUUAAUGGUUGUUCCACUAACAACUCAGAGAGAACCACCUAUUGAUAAAUAUUUGUUGAGAUUCGAUACGUNUACUUUUAACUUUACAAAACAGUUUGCGGAGAAAACCCCAUAAUUCCAAGAUCUUGAGAGAAUAUUAGUUACAAAUUAAAAAUAAAAUAUUAACUUGGAAAAACGAGAAUAUAUUUUACACUAAUACAUACCUUAAAAUAAAAAAUAAGUUAUUCUAAGAAAAUGA